AUGGACUCCUUCUUCGCGGCCAAGAGUGCACCGAAGAAGAAGGGCGUUAAGGGCGGUGACGAUGCGAAGGCCCCAAGUUCACUGCCUUGGGUGGAGAAAUAUCGACCGAAGAAGAUCUCCGACAUUUGCUUCCAGGAAGAAAUCGUCACGGCGUUGAAGAAGGUGCUGCUCGGUACUGGAGAUUUGACGCACAUGUUGUUCUACGGACCACCAGGCACGGGCAAGACGUCAACGGCCGUAGCCCUCGCCCGGGAACUUUUUGGAAAGAACUAUCAUGAUCAAGUGCUCGAGUUGAAUGCUUCUGAUGAUCGAGGUAUUCAAGUGAUCCGUGGACGAGUCAAGGAAUUUGCUCGCCGCACGACGACAGCCACCCCUGAACAAGACGACGAUGAAGCACAUAUCCCUAAUCGAAAUCUGAAGUUCGUCAUCCUUGACGAGGCGGACGCUUUGACAUCUUCAGCGCAAACGGCUCUUCGUCGCAUCAUGGAAGUCAACAGCCGUACCACGAGGUUCUUCUUGAUCUGUAAUUACGUGACGCGCAUUAUCCCGCCCAUCAUCUCUCGCUGCGCCAAGUUCCGCUUCAAGCCAUUGCCGUUGGACAGCCAGAUCGAUCGCUUACGCUUCAUCUGCAACGAGGAAAAAAUUACAUUCGAUGAGGAAGCUUUGAACAAAGUCGUCGAGCUGAGCGAAGGGGAUCUCCGUAAAUCGAUCACCAGUAUUCAGGCGGUGGCCCGUGCUUGUCAACACAUCAAUCUGGACCUAGUUUAUUCGAUGAUGUCCGGGAAAAUUCCUCAAGCGCAGGUGGAUUUCCUGAUGAACGCGUGUCGGCAAGCUGAUUUUGGGGCGCUUGUCGCUGCCGUGGAGAAGCUUCGACGUGAAGCCUACACGAACUCGCAGCUGUUGGAUCAACUGCUAGAUUCCGUCUUGGAUGACGAAGUGCUGAGCGAUUUGCAGAAGGCGGAAGUGCUGCAGAAAAUUGCGUUGGCCGACGGACGGGUGGCCGACCGGGGCGACGGCUUUCUCAACAUCCAAGACGUGUGCGCGACAAUUCAUCGACAAUAUGCGACUCUGAUGGAA
This is a messenger RNA of Mesorhabditis spiculigera, 1077 nucleotides long. NCBI's taxonomy places the organism in Eukaryota, Metazoa, Nematoda, Chromadorea, Rhabditida, Rhabditidae. The record is from the annotation of a GenBank genome assembly.